AUGAGAAACCCUGGGCUCAUCACCCUGCUCUCUGCCCUGGCACUGGCUGGAGGAUCUGCUGGCAAUGACCCUGGAAAUGAUGGAUCAGGAGAUGGAUUGAUGGUAAUACCCACUUUUACAGCAACACACCUUCCUGCUAUGGGUCCUUCAACUGUGGAUGACCAUGAGCCAGUACUUGUAACUGCAAGCACUACUGAAAGCAGCUUUGAAAAACAGAGUUCUCCAAGUACUGAACUGAGUGCUGUGAAUGAUGAGGACAGCCUAGAAGCAGAACAGUCUAUCUUGAUAUAUGUUGUCCCUGUGGCGCUGCUGGUCCUUCUGAUUUUGUUGAUCACAUCUUUUGUAAUGCAUCAUAAAAGGAAAAAGUCCAAGCAAGAUGAGCUGGGAAGUGAAAAUGUAAAAAGCCCUAUUUUUGAAGAAGACACACCCUCUGUUAUGGAGAUAGAAAUGGAAGAGCUUGAUAAAUGGAUGAACAGCAUGAACAAAAAUGGUGACUGUGAAUAUUUGCCUACUGUAAGAGAAGAAGAAAAAGAAUCAAUCACCAACCCAAGUGAUGGUGAAUCAUGAAGUCCUCAGGACAGCAAAGAACUGGCUAAAGGGAUGCAGCACACAAACUCAUCAUCCCCCAGAUAUUGGAAGAAUUGCAUUUAAAUAUAAUUCAUCUCAAAAGACCAGAGAAGCAAAUAUUUUUGUUGUGUCCUGAUUCAUAUGGUCUUCAGAAAGGAAACAUCACCAAGGGAAAAGAAGAAAAGAAA
This is a messenger RNA of Cinclus cinclus, 755 nucleotides long. It is a transcript of the gene TMEM154, whose product is annotated as transmembrane protein 154. NCBI's taxonomy places the organism in Eukaryota, Metazoa, Chordata, Aves, Passeriformes, Cinclidae. The record is from RefSeq and is a predicted model, not a curated record. The transcript has 6 exons. The coding region runs from base 1 to 567 and encodes 188 amino acids.